UCUGACGGAGUUGGUGGAGUUGAUCAGUCAGUCAUUCUCCUUCUCAGCCACAUUCUCCUUCUCAGCCAAUUUAUAUAUAUUGUCCUGUGGCUUGUGUGUUCAGUCAGUCAGUCUCCUUUUCUCAGGCAUUCUAUUUGUACCUGGAUUAAUGGUGCGCAGGGCACCUGUACAGGUGCAUAACCGUUUCUAAUGGAUUAUCGUAUCUGCUAAGGGUGCCAGUGACGUCAUGGGCCAGGCAACCACUCAAGGACAGCCAUAUAUUACGUCAAAAUAAACCCACCACGCACAUAAUACUGAUAAAAGUGACACCCAGAGGAAGGAAAGGGGAGAUAAGUAACCAACACCACACUAGAAACCCCCAGGCACUCAUAGUAAACGAGUGCCAAGGAGUGCCAAGGGAGGUGGACGGCCAUAUAUCACACGUCAAAAUAACAUACUACUGAUAUAAGUGGCACCCAGGACAAGGAAAGGAGGAACAAAUAACGAACACCACACUGGAAAUCCUAGGCACUCGUAGUAAACGAGUGCCAAGGAGUGCCAAGUGAGGGCCAUAUACAACACGUCAAAAUAACAUACUACUGAUAAAAGUGGCACCCAAGACAAGGAAAGGAAGGAAAACUAACCAACACCACACUGGAAAUCCUAGGCACUCGUAGUAAACCAGUGCCAAGGAGUGCCAAGUGAGGGCCAUGUUUCACACUUCAAAAUAACAUACUACUGAAAAAAAACUGGCACCCAAGGACAAGGAAAGGAGGGGAAACUAACCACACUACACUAUAAGCCUCCACACGCCCAGAAUAAACGAGAGCCAAGGAGUCUACGGGAGUGUCAGCCAGGCAGCGGAGUGUCACCCUCGAGUGCCAGCGGUGUGUUGUGUGUGAUGAUGAGGUGAAGCAGGAGCGAUGGCCUCUGCCGCCCACCAUCACCAGAACGCCCGCAAUGGCAUCAAGGUGUUCCAGAUUGUGGUGCUGGGCGAGGGCGGGGUGGGCAAGUCAGCGCUCACCCUCCAGUUCGUGAGCCACAACUUCCUGGAGUACCACGACCCAACCAUCGAGGAUGCGUACCAGCGCCAGGCCGUCAUCGAUGGAGAGCCGGCCCUUCUGGACAUCCUGGACACGGCCGGACAAAUUGAGUUCACGGCCAUGCGCGACCAAUACAUGCGGUGCGGCGAAGGCUUCCUGAUCUGCUACUCCCUGACGGACCGACGCAGCUUUGAGGAAGUGGCUGGCUACAAGAGGCUGAUCACCAAAGUGCGGGCGGCGGACUCCAUUCCUAUCGUGCUAGUGGGCAAUAAAGUGGACUUGGAUGAUCGCAAGGUCACCACAGAGGAGGGUCAAGCCUUGGCUCAAGCGAUGGGCUGUCCCUUUUUUGAGACGUCAGCAGCCCUCCGACACUUUGUGGAUGACGCCUUCCACAUGCUGGUGAGGGAGAUCCGCAAGAAGCAGAAGGAGGCUGCCAGCGGGGUGUCCGUGGAGAGGGUCAAGCCGCUCUCUCGCUGGGCAAGGUUCAAGAAUUUAGUUUUAUGGUUUUUUCGCCGGCCUCGCUACAAGAUUGUGUCAUGUACCGGGUGAGAGGAUUGCACGGCAGUCUGCUCGGGAGUGAAUCUCACCACAAAGCUUUGCGGAAACUGUGGGCCAUUUUACAGAUUCAUUAUUGAUGUGAAGUGUUUCCUCCAUUAUGAAACUGUUCCCUUCUAGCAAGCAUGAGAAACUGUGGAUCAUUUUACGGAUUCAUUAUUGAUAUGAAGUAUUCCUCCAUCAUGAAACUGUUCCCUUCUAGCAAGCAUGAGAGAUUGUGGAUCAUUUUACGGAGUCAAUAUUGACGUGAAGUGUUUCUCUAUCAUGAAACAGUUCCCUUCUAGCAACCAUGAGAAAUUGUGGAUCAUUUUACUGAGAUUCAUUAUUGAUGUGAAGUGUUCCUUCAUCAUGAAACUAUUCCCUUCUAGCAAGCAUGAGAAAUUGUGGAUCAUUUUACAGAGAUUAUUGAUAUGAAGUGUUCCUCUAUCAUGAAACUGUUCCCUUCUAUCAAGCAUGAGAGACCGUAACUAACACUCAGCCAUGCACACCCGCUGAGGGAGUCAUGGCGAGCAGGGAUCAGAAUGGAUUGAUAGGUAGGUAGGAGCAGAAUGAGAGACUUGGGCCAACGUCAUCACAGGUACAAUGCUGUUACCAAAGGAGCUGUGCAAGAUUCAAUCUGAUGGUGAAUGGUUCUUUAUAUCCUGGGUGCUUGUUGGAGAUCCUGACAACACAUAUGGCACAAACAGAAACAUUAUUGUAUUAGUAUCAGUAUGAAUUUCACACGGCGUUUUUGGUUCUUCUUUGUAUCCUGGGUGCUUGCUGGAGAUCCCUGACAACACACACAGCACAAAAAAACUCUUGUAUCAGUAUCAGUUUGGAUUUCACACGGCGUUUUUGGUGACAUGGCGCCUCUGAUUAGGGUAGCCAAACUCUCCUAUCCUGUUGCCCUUGGUAGGUGAACACAAGCAAUUUCCUCAGUUAGCACAGCACAACCCUUGCAUUGUAAACACACAACGUCUUCUGUGCGGAUGGUUCACCAGUGUCUAGCUUCAAGUCUUUUAUUGUUGUAACUGUUAGUGUUAGCGUGUGACACCAGCGCGCUUGCUCAGUCUAGAUAACGAAGGAGAUAUUGUGGAACUUUCAGACGAUGGCCUUAAUAAUAAUAAUACAGCGAGUCGUGUUACGUCUUCGCAGUUAUAAUACGUAGGACUUUAACACGUGUUUUUAAACAUAUCGGCGCCUCACCUCGACUAUUUCUAAAGCCCAUCGUGGAAGCUCCUGGGAUUUUCAUGGGCUGUUUUGUGAUCCCGGUGAUAGUUUUACACGACUUCUGCAUCUUGAAUGGAAAAAACACCCUUGAAAACCCGAAUAAUCUUCCCUGUGGCCUUGAGAAAUAGUCGUGACAGAAGCCAGAUACGUUUAAGAAUGUGGAAGUUUAUCUAGUGAUGUGACGGCUGCGUGAAUGUGGCACUAGAAGGGUUAGGUUCGAGUGGCCACAGACCUAGUUGACGUAUAUAUUUUUUCCAUUACAAGACACUACGAGCCUUAACGAGGGUGAAGAACAUCUCUGUAGACCUUGUGACAGUUACGAUAGGGACAGUCUGGGUGUGUCAUGUACGUGUUUGUGUGUGUGUGUGUAUGUGUGUGUCUAGUUUUUCUUCAGGUAAAGGAGAUUAUAGGAAGUUAAAAUUAUCAGUUAUGGUGCAAAGACUCCCAUGUGCUCACUGACUGUCCCCUUAUAGUCUUGUUUUCCUAAGGUGCCGACAUCCAUAGCAGUCAUUCCAGGUCGAGUUUGCAAGAGUCACCCAUUGGAACCCUGUAAACUCCUUACUAUUGGUUGGCAUUUCUUACUACCAGGGAAGGUGUUAUAGAAGGUUGGUUACAGGAAGGUUAUACAAUUGUCCCUCAAAUAGUGCAGUUUCCAAUAGUUCGGAUUUGGUUUUAUGUGGAGCUUCUAAGAAGAUUUUUAAGGAUUUUUAAAUAUCCCAGUGAGCAGGAAAUUUGAAAAUCCUAAAAGAUCUUCUAUGACAAUCCGUAUAAAACCAAAACCGUACUAUCUGAGGGACGACUGUAUUAAGUUGCAAAGGCUCAUAAAUAUACCACUUCAUGUAUACUUAGUAUUGCGUAAAUUGCCUAUGCAUGUGACAGGAUCAUGGAAAGGGUUCUCCAAGUAUACUUAAACAAUGUGAAGAUCAUGACAACGAACGCAUUAUUUUGCCUGUCGUAAUGUUUUUCUAUGAUCCAGGUUCUUGUUACGUAAGCACAAUGCCAUUAUUUGUAUCUCGUAACUUGUGGACUGAGUAAGACUGACCGAGCAGAGUGUUUGUAUGUGUGAACAGUGGAGUGAAUGUACGAUGGGUGGAUUGAUGUAUGUAUGUGAUGUAUGUAUGUGUGAACAGUGGAGUGAAUGUACGAUGGGUGGAUUGAUUGUUUUUACAGCAAAGGAAACAGCUCAAGGGCAUGUAAAUACAACCCACACUGGCAGACAACAGAGGUAUAUGUAGCUUAAAGGCAACAAAAAUAAAGUGUAGAGAAAAAGCCCACUGUGAAAGCCAUGAGCUGCUGGGUACUGUGAGGCAUCCCAGCUCUGACCAAUGGCUUUUCUUGAUACGUGAGCAGAAUGUUUGUACGUAUUAAGAGUGAAUGUAUGUACGAUGGUGUGGAGUGAUCCUAUGAAAGCCAUGACCUGCUGACUACUGUGAGGUAUCCCUGCUCUGGGCACCGGCUAUUCUUGAUCACAGCACAGAGUAACCACGUCAGAACUAGCUUACACUUGAUGCCUGUUUGAAGAAGCUACUCAGAAGUUUACUCUCGAAAUGGCGCAAAUGGUUUUACUCUGAACCACCAAGAACGACUCUUCUAGCUUACUCUUGAUGCCUAUUUGAAAAAAGCUACUCAGAAGUUUACUCUCGAAAUGGCGCAAAUCGUUCUACUCUGAACCACCAAGAACGACUCUCUUCUAGCUUACUCUUGAUGCCUAUUUGAAAAAAGCUACUCAGAAGUUCACUCUCGAAACGGUGCAAAUCGUUCUACUCUGAACAGCAAAGAACGACCCUCACCAACCCCAAACAGACCUUGUCAUUAGUUUACUUCUGAUGCCUAUUGAAAAAGCUACUCCGAGAAUUACCCUCGAAACAGCGCUCACCAUUUAACUAUGAACGGCAAAGAACGACCCUCACCAACCCUAAACUGACUUAAAAUACCUUGUGCUACCAUGUGAGGAUACCUUGAGGCUGAGUCAUGAAAACCCAGCCACCUACGAAGCCUCAUAACCUUUCCCUUACCAACCCUUAUCAAGUGGAUGUCUUGUAGUAUCUUUAACCUUUAAUUCUUAUAUAUUUAGCCUCAUGCCAGAUCCCAUGUCCUGUCUGCCUCGUAUGUCUCUUGGAAAGCCCUCCACCAGCUUGCAGAAGAGGUGUGAUUAAUCUCUUCCUUAAUGCAGACUCCUUUAUAUAUAUAUAUAUGCCAAAGAUAUUCAUUUUUCUUACCUCCAGCAAUAUUUUCUAAGUCCACGUGGAUUCCCUGCCUUACGCACCAUAUCGCUCUUGUCCGGUGCUGGAAUUUUACUCACUCAGUGCUGCUAUAAAACCUAACAUUCCUCUCCCUGAAUCUACCCUCAGAAGCACACGUUCUUGUAUUCCUUCAACACACGGGAAGUUUUCCACCUGCACUACGUAAUGUCGUGUACCAAGUAGUUCACAUUUUACUGCCUGGAUUUUGCCUUGUUGAACUCCUUGUCUGAUUCAGUGCUAAAAAUAACCUUCUACCUAACAUUCCUCUCUCUGAAUCUACCCUCAGAAGCACACAUUUUCGUAUACGUUCAACACACGGGAAGUUUUUUCACCUGCAACUAUAUAAUGUCGUGUAACCAAGUAGUUCACAUUUUACUGCCUGGAUUUUGCCUUGUUGAACUCCUUGUCCGAUUCAGUGCUUAAAAAAAACUACUAACAUUCCUCUCUGAAUUUACCCUCGGAAGCACACGUUCUUGUAUUCCUUCAACACACGGGAAGGUUUUUCACCUGCCACUGCGUAAUGUCAUGUACCAAUGCUCUCAUGUAGUUCACCUUUUACUGCCUGAAUUUUGCCUUGUUGCACUCCUUGUACGAUGCAGCCACACAGUAUUGUUUCCUGAACCUCUCUCAGCAGAUAUUACAGGCUAUGUGCGGAGCCUCGUCAAAGUGCUUGUAGAGAAAUAGUCUUGUAUACCCUGUUUUUAAUCCUCCCUUCCCCCAGUGCAAUAAAAUGUAAGCCUGUAUUUUUAAACGUAUCGGCACCUUAGUUUGCCUGUUUGAAAAGCCUCUCGUGGAAGCUGCCGGGGUUUUCAUGGGCUGUUUUGUGAUCCCGGUGAUAGUUUUACACAGCUUAUGCAUCUUAAGUAGGGAAAUCACCCAUGAAAGCCCGGUUAAUCUUCCCCGUGUCCUUGGGAAAUGGUCAUAAUGGGAGACCGAUACGUUUGAUCGGGCCUUCUACCAUACCAUAAUCACAUGUGGGAAACUGUUAUGCAAACCUUUUGUCUCCUUGUAUUAGAACAGAAGAAAAGUUACGCUCAAACCACCAUCCCGAACACUGUUGUCUGCCUGCCCGACUGUCGAGUUCGAUAUCAAAUUCUGCACCUAUAGUGAAGUCGUUUUAACUCAAUGUAUGCAGUGUCCUAUUUAGCUUUCUUUUAUACUGUUUCUGAUUUUUGGGCUGAAAGGACACAUGGUGAUUAAAGUAAGAAACAGUGGACGUAAUGUGAGAUGUAUCCAGUUAACAUGCUUGCAGGCCCUUGAGAUCUGCCAGAAAAAAAGAAUGCAGUGUGAGAUUGUACCUAGAACAUGCUUACAGGACUCCGAGAUCUGGCAGAAACAAGACGUAGUGUGAGAUUGUACCUAUAACAUGCUUGCGUGACCCUGAGAUCCGGCAGUGAUGUUCUUGCUCAACCAUAGACUGGACACUAUAUAGAUGACCGUACAGGGAGACAAGGCCUAUAGAUGUAGAGCAAGAGUUUGCAGUAGAGUGAUAAUGCAAGCUGGCCUUAUAUUGAUGCUACUGGGAAUACUUGGGGCAGUGUUCAAUACCCAAUGCAAUAGAAGUUGUUCUAUGUGCUUGAUACUUUCGGUCUAAUGCAAUCGAGGCUGGUGAUCGCUGGAGAAAGGAACACCAGGGAAACGGUCCUAUGCUAUGAUACCGGUGCUGUGUGCUGACCAAAGUAGUCUGUUAGUCGUGCGUGCGUGCUGACCAUAUGUGUUCCUACGAGACUUAGGUCAAUGUGCUGUACAGUGGAGAAUAGUUAAGUCUUGUACCACCUGAGUUUUGAUUUCUUUGGCACAAAUGUGUUGGAGAGGAGCGGACGGUUGUGUGUUUGCCGUUUAUUUCGCUUUCCGUUCUACUUUUUCCUCCUGUUUAUUGAAAAGUUCCAUAGCCUACGAGUGAAGGUGUUGCACCGUAUACUCAAGUGUUUCCGUGUGUGUCUAAAUAUUUCCUCAUCUCAUAACAUGUGUAGCCCUAGGUAAAGUAUUGAAAACUCCUCCUUUGUCAUUUCAUUCAUCCUUUUCACUCAUUUUCAGUAUUAAAUCAUGAAUGGAUGUGUUCGAGAUUUUACACAAAUUUAUUUUCUGUGUUUAAGAGAUUUCGUUAUUUUUUGUAUCAUUGACCAAAUUGUGACACCGGUUGUUGUGACGGUUAUGUUGUAGUUUUAUGCUUUUUUCUAUACCAUAUUAUGUCAUCCUAGAUAUGUAUACCAAUGUUGUACUGAGCCUUUAGUGAAAUACAUUGAUAUAUUUUUCAAACCAGACACCAAGACAGUUUAGGGUCGAAUUAUAAGACAUUUUGCUGCCCAAGAACACACAUUUAACAAGGAUUUCAUAUGAGUUGUGGGCAUUUCCAGUAGUAGUUUUAUGACCCUGGUGGUAGUUUGACCCUUCUGUAUCAUGAGCCUAAAGAACCAAUUAUUAGAACCCAACUGACCCCUCUUUGAUUUCCAAUAGUAGUUUUAUGACCCUGGUGGUAGUCUGACCCUUCUUCUGCACCAUGAGCCUAAAGAAGCACUCAUUAGAACCCGACUGACCCCCUCUUUUAUUUCCAGUAGUAGUUUUAUGACCCUGGUGGUAGUUUGACCCUUCUUCUGUACCGUGAGCCUAAAGAACCACUCCUCAGAACCCGACUGACCCCCGCUUUGGCCUUUAGAAAUUGCCGACGUGGGAAGCGAAACUGUCUUAUAAUGCUGACCUGAAUUUCCUUGUGUCAACCCGUUCACCUUUUGCCGAGCCGUAUCUUUUCAACACAAGCUUCCAAACAUGAAUAAAAGUUAAAGAAAUGUAAA
Eriocheir sinensis (Chinese mitten crab) is the source of this 7821-nucleotide messenger RNA. RefSeq names its product GTP-binding protein Rit1-like (gene Ric). The transcript has 6 exons. Lineage: Eukaryota; Metazoa; Arthropoda; Malacostraca; Decapoda; Varunidae. The record is from RefSeq and is a predicted model, not a curated record. Gene Ontology annotation, cellular component: plasma membrane. Gene Ontology annotation, biological process: Ras protein signal transduction. Bases 903 to 1571 code for a protein of 222 amino acids. Gene Ontology annotation, molecular function: calmodulin binding; GTP binding; GTPase activity.